This is a messenger RNA of Leguminivora glycinivorella, 1976 nucleotides long. RefSeq lists its product as uncharacterized. The record is from RefSeq and is a predicted model, not a curated record. Lineage: Eukaryota; Metazoa; Arthropoda; Insecta; Lepidoptera; Tortricidae. The coding region runs from base 374 to 1213 and encodes 279 amino acids. The transcript has 7 exons.
GCGGACGGACAGAGUCAGUGUUGCGCGCGAUUUUCGACGCGAGCGCACGCGCAGCGUUAGAAUUUUAAUUUUUAAAACGAUCGAGACAGUGAGCAGUGUUUUUUAAGUUUUUCGGCCAGUGUUGCAGUGGACUUUGGUGUUAAGUAUUGUUACAGUUUUUUUGGAAGCUUUAAAGGAGGUUAAGAGGAUUGUAUCCUGUUUUGUGCAAGUGCUAUUGUUUGCUUUGUUGAUGCGAACCAGCUGUCAAAACAUCUAUACUGUCAAGGUAGCCGCGGCCGAAAUCACGUCCAGCUAACCAUUUUAAGAUUCACUGCGAGCUGUUAACUCACAAAAAAUGACCAGUUGAUGCAAAGAUGCUAAGAUAGCGGUAAAGAUGGCGCAUAAAGUGAAGACUAACCAUUAUGUGGCGACGCACAGGGGAGGAGACUCGCCUUCGUCGGGGGCGUAUUUGCAUCGAGGGCCGUCGAGGGAUGAGAACGACAGUCACAGGGCGCCGUCGGAGAGGACCUUGUCUGAGUAUACGACAAUGGACGAGAGGACACGAUCACCAUCCGGCGAGCACCGGGAACACCGAAACGGCCGAAGCCGUUCACAGCACACCAACGGCUCACCGCGAGCCGACAGCGAUGUGUACGUCACUAGUGGCGCCUACAGACCUCCCUCACAGAUCAGCCGGCAGUCGCGGGCGCCGCGCAGUGUGUACUCGUACCGCAGCGCGGUGGCGCCCUCUGUCGCCUCCACACACCGCUCCAAAGUCUCACGGAAGGCGGGCGUGAAAGUAGACGCGAUGGCGGCCCCCAACCCGUUCUGCCCCAACGUGAAGGGCAUGUGCUGCCUCAUGCUGCUCCUCAACCUUGGCCUCAUCCUGGUGACGCUGGGCUUUGUCAUCGUACUGCAGUUCUUCGAGCCACUCUUCGUCUGGAUAUUGGGCAUAGUCUUCCUAAUAUUCGGCUUCAUCACACUCGUCGGAAGCCUCAUCUACUGCGUGGUCCUCUGCCGCGAAAACCCCUACCCUCAGUACCCCGAUGAUUUCUACUGGACCCACCACUGGUCCAAGACCAUAGGGCCUUCGGAGAUACACUACAACGCCAGUGAAAAGCCCUACAGGCAAAACGGACAUAGUGAUAGGUAUAAUAAGUAUAACGGGAAAUACUCCGACAGAGAAAGCGCGAAAGGUUACUCUGACAGGGAGAGUAAGUUAAGCAGGUACUGAACGUAGCUUUGACAUGUUGAGGUUAAUUUCUGAACGCAUCGUUCGAAUUUUAAAAUUUACGCGGGAAACUGGCGAAGUUCCUGCUUGUCAGUGGGCCAUUUUGUAUUAUUCUAAUGUGAAUAAUUUUGAUAAAUAUUAAUAUUUUAAAUCUUUCACUCGAAUACUUCUUUCGUAUUCUUAAAAUAGUACUAUUUUUAUGGCCCAUUUCAUGUGUAAACUUUUUUAAGAAGUUUUAUCGACGAGUUAAUUGGUGCAGGUUUUGAUACUUUCGUCUCUGCUAUUUUUAAGCACUUUUUUAUAACAUUUACAAUUUUAUAUUGUAAUAGUUAUUUGUAUUUAUCUCUUGGUCCAGAUAGUUGCAUGCUAUUUGGAAUUAGUCAAGUGAUUCUGAAAAGUGUAUGUAAAAAGUACAAUUGUCUUUUUUCUUGAUCUACGAUUAUGUCAGGCAAUUUCGCCUCCAUGAUCGAUAUAUAUUAAAAUUUAUUCGAUGUGUUAUUUUAUAAUUAAUGAUAACAUUAUGGUAAUUGUAAAUAAUAUUAUAUUAAUAAGGUAUUAAUUUAACAAUCUAAAGCAAAUGCCAUAUUACUUAUUAUAAUAAAAACUUACCUGUUAUAUUGAAUUUACGAAAAAUUAAUAAAAUACAAAAUGUUAUUUACCUAGUAAAAACUGUGGAUUCAUUAUUUUAUAUAGAAAUAUUUACAAAUUGAGAGUAAACCAAUAAUAUAUACUUUAAUACGCCUGUAUUUGAAUAUGUGAUUUGAAC